Coturnix japonica (Japanese quail) is the source of this 4079-nucleotide messenger RNA. Its product is annotated as histone H2B 5-like. The record is from RefSeq and is a predicted model, not a curated record. Gene Ontology annotation, molecular function: DNA binding; protein heterodimerization activity; structural constituent of chromatin. Gene Ontology annotation, cellular component: nucleosome. NCBI's taxonomy places the organism in Eukaryota, Metazoa, Chordata, Aves, Galliformes, Phasianidae.
CGGGGCGCAGCCCGGCCUAUGGGCGGCCCGCAGCGGUGCGGCGCCGCAGAGCCGGAGCCCCGCACAGCUGGGCGGCCUUACCCGGCCCUGCCGAGCCGCAGCGCGCCCGGAGCCCGCCCGCCGAGGAGCCCGGACGCCUUAGCAGCUUCAAGAAACAGAAAAAAGAGCUCUCAGGAUGCCAGAGCCAGCAAAGUCCACUUCUGCCCCCAAAAAGGGCUCCAAGAAAGCCGUGACAAAGACCCAGAAGAAGGGCGAUAAGAAACGGCACAAGAGCAGAAAAGAGAGCUACUCCAUCUACGUCUACAAGGUGCUAAAGCAGGUCCACCCCGACACUGGCAUCUCCUCCAAAGCCAUGGGCAUCAUGAACUCAUUUGUCAAUGACAUCUUUGAGCGGCUGGCAGUGGAGGCAUCGCGCCUGGUGCAGUACAACCACCACUCCACCAUCACCAGCAGAGAGGUGCAGACAGCCGUGCGCCUGCUGCUGCCCGGAGAGCUGGCCAAGCACGCCGUCUCCGAGGGCACCAAGGCCGUCACCAAGUACACCAGCUCCAAGUAGCUCAGCGCUUCUUCUCCAGUGGGCGCACUGAGCACAGGCACAGGUAGGCAGCUAUGGUUUGGAUGAAGGUCACAGCUAUUCUCCAUGGCAAUGGACAGACUUGGGAUGGGCAAUAGGAGCUGGCUAGUGGAAGAUGAGGCAGCAAGCUGGAUGCUGGCUUAUUUUCAUUAUGAGUUCAGGAUGUGCUAUGGGUUCCGCACGCUGCGCGUCAGGCGACGCUGGUGGAGGAGGCCUCUGCUUUCACAUCUCAUCUGAAGGACUGGCUGCAGAAUAUCCAGAUUCUCCUUUGUGCUUGAAAAAUAUGCAUGUGUGGUGCUCGCCAUGGUGGCUGGCUGCCCCAGAGAUAUUGCCUCUGAAGUCUUCCUGGCUGCUUUCAUACAGUCGUCCAAGAUGGGCACCAAGAAGACUGCACUGUAUCCACUCUGUGAUAGCCCAGAUCCAUCCUGUUGUACAACAAAACAGCCGUACAGGUCAAGCUGACAUCAACAGCCACAGCAACCACCAGGCACAGUCCAUAGAGUAAAAUCUGUACUGAUCCAGCAGAGAUCCUGCUUGGCAUCAGUGUGCAUGGCCUCUGUUAAAGAUGCUGUGAUAAUGCCAUGUGCUGUCCCUCCUCGUUGCUCCUGAAGGAGGAAGAAUGAGCAGGCUGGUGGCACAGGCAUGUGUGGCCUUACCCACCAGGAUGCCAGAGGCACCAGCUGCCUCCCAGCUUUGCCAAAGCAUCUGGACAGACAUGGGGAAUGGUGGGACCCGGUCAUUACCUCCUCCAGCUGCUUCUUUGCCCACUUUGAGACCUACUUCAAUGUGCAAGACAUUGCUAAUGCUGCUGCUUUUUGGAGACUUUUUUCUGCCUGUGUGCUCCCUUCUGCCAUGUUCACUGUAAGGAUGGACAAGUGAGUGCUGUCCAAGGGGCUGUUGGCAGCUCACCUUGCCCCUGCCUUCCCUGCUUCGCUCAUCUGCUGGCAAGCAAAACAAAAUCAGGGCUGGGUGAAUAGGUAGGGACUCUUAAAAUAUUGCAUCUCACUCAUAUUUCACAGAUUUAAUCAUUCUAAGCUACUUCAGAUAUUCCCCAUGUCUUCUCAAAACCUACAGUAAGGUGAGCAAUAAUAAAAGCCCUAUAAAGCCAUAGAGAUUAGUGGAGGAAUGUCUCAGUUACAAGUUUAGCAUGCCUGAACUGCUGGGUAACAGAUAAGGAGCAUGUGUAAAAAUGGUGUAAAGUUGAAGCUUCCUACUCAAAACACAAAAUUAGCCAACACUGAAAAAAAGUCAGAAUUUCUGGUAGGCUGUAGCACUUUCAGAUCAAAAAUAUUCAUGCCUAAAUUGCUUUUUGCAAUUUAUUCUGUAAAUAAAAAGAGCAGCAGAGACACAGGAUCCAGAACUAACGCAGGUACUCUCUGAAAUCCAUUGCUAAUGAUAGGGUAAAUUCCUACCCCUAAGUAACAAUCUUGUUUUACAUCUCUCGUUUUCCACUACUUUUUAUCCUCAUCUUUUUUUCUCUGCCCUUUGAGAAUGAUGGAGACCCUUGGCAGCUUGGGGUCUGAGCAACCCACAGCCAAAACCAGGCUCUCCUGCUGUGCUUUGCUCAGUGGUAGAACACAGGAGGGUUUUCAGCCACAUUUCAUACAGUAGGAAUCAAUGGCGAUAUCUUUCAGAAAGCACGAGCUGUGUCUCUGGACUCCAGCACCCAUAGCAAGCAGCUCCCAGCCGCAACAGCUGUAUUGGGCAGCAGCGAUCUGUCACCAACCUCAGCCAUUUAUUUCCUCGUGGCACUUUGGAAGAGACAGCUUAGCACUCCCUUUGGUUUUCCAAUUAAACAGUCAAAAUCAGAUACCAAAGAUGAAAAAGUACCUGCACUGUCGUACCUGCACUGUUGAACCACCGCCACUGUCCCCUCUCCCAGCAGAAGUCAGAAAGCAGAGGUUCAGAGAGGGAAUAAGGCUGUUUCAAAGAAGAGAAAUGGCAAUUUAAGACUGCAGAAGUACUUGAAGGCUUAAGGGGGUUUUUAGGUUGCUUAACGCCUGGUGGCUGUGACUGAUCAUCUCCAUCCACCUACAGCUCAGGCUGUCAUUUCACACAUAAUUUGCUCCUCACUCUCCCUUCCUAUCACUUUCUGUUUGCCCCUGACAAGCUGAAGGAGAGGACUGAGGAACUGAACCGGGUUAAAAUGAAAGUUAUUUUUUCUUUUACUCUUGCAGGGUUCAUUUGAACCCAUUUCUGGUGGCUGCUCUGAUUUGUCACUGUCACACAGACACUUGCGGCAGCCACGGGAGGGCCGAGGUGGGACAGGCAAGGCUGCCAUCAGCUGGGACUUCCUCAGAAGCAGUUGUGAGCUCAGUGGAUGUAGUGUCAGAGCACAAGUGACAAAAUGAAACCCGUGUCUGUGCCAUCUGUGCAGGUUCACAAUCACAUCAGUUCAGCGGGAGCUAUUUUGGCUGGGAUGGGCUUGGGCUGAGCCUUAGGGGCAAUAGAAAAUGGUCUGAAAGUGGACGGAUCAAAGCAGCAAUUGUCCACUUAUUAAGCAUCAGUGUGGCAUGUUGCACAGGUCCCUGGUGAGGGGUGUUCAGCAGAAAAGAGGGUUUCAUGCUUGUGUGUCUGUGCUUGUUAAGAAGUCUUUUCAGCUCUGGAACUGAUAAAAUAGUUUGGAAAUGAAAAUAAUAUGCCAAGUAAUGCUGGUCCCACCUGAUUCCUACUGCAACAACAGAAGCACCUCUGGGACGUUACCAUGUUUUGCUAACCAAUAAAAAAAAGAGCUGUACUGAAGGUUGGAAAAGGAAGCUGCACAGAGUAACAUAGCGUUGAUGUUAACCCCAUGUUAGUCACCGCACUGAGUUACUUGGUUUUAUGUACAGUUUAAGAGAUAAAAUUAGCUGCAAUAGAUCUGUGUCCUAGGGAGGAUCCUGAUUCCCAAGAGGGACUUCAAGACCACGCUUCACCUAAACCUACAGAAGAACUGAGCAGCCACAUGCAUGGCCUGGGGGUUUACUCACACUCCAGGCAGAUGGAUCUUCACUUAAGGAUGGCAAACGAGUAGCAGCACACAGAGGAGGAGGGCCUGUCUUGGAGGUCACUGUGUGUGUGACCUGAGACCUGUGUGGACCUGACCUGAGACCACCCUCAAGGCAGAGGUACCCCCAUGUUCCCACCACACCCAGCCAAGCUUGGCAUGGCUCGUGCACAGCCCCAGGCCUUCCUCCCACCACAGCAUCUCCUGACGCCUUAUGUCCAGAGCAAACUGUUUACAGGGAAAGGAAGAAUGUGAUAUGAACCAUAAAAAUCCAUAAAAAACCUGCUGCUAGGAUUUGGGAAGUUCCCUGGGACCAGCCCCUGGGGAGCAAUCUUUCGUGCUUGCAUCCAUGCAUGGUAUCUUGCAGGCUUGUGUACACAGAGUUUUUCUGACAAUAAGUGUUACAUAAUGUACGGUCUGUGUUAUAUUACUGUUUUACGAGAUACAUUGCAGCUGAUUACCUGUUUUCUGUUAAACAUAUAAAUAAAUGCAGACCUGUUGGAAGCCAGGUGAGAUGAA